ACAUUUCAACUCGAGUCCUUUUGAGUGUUCAGUCACUUCGGAGCUGCUGGGCAGAGCUCUGGGCGUUUUUAGCAGAGGUUUCAACACCUCCCUCUCCUCGCACUUUAAAUGUGGAGAGAAAACCUCUGUGAGGUGUCAGUAGCCCGCGUGGAGGAGAAGAGGCAAAGCGAUGGUGUUCUUCUCGGUGUUAGCCUCCGCUUUGGUGGUCUGUGUCCUCAGUGAUGGGAUUCCUCCUGAUGGAAUACACUGGACUUACACAGAGGGAGCUUUGGACCAGAUGCACUGGGCAACACAGUACCCUGCAUGUGGCGGAAAGAAGCAGUCCCCAAUAGACAUCCAGAGGCGCGGCGUGAGACACAACCCAGAUAUGUUGCAGCUGGAACUCAGCGGAUACGAUACUCAGAGAGGACAUUUCCUCAUGUCCAACAACGGGCACUCCGUUCAAAUCGACCUGCCUCCCACUAUGGUGAUCACCAAGGGCCUCCCAGGGAAAUACACAGCUGUCCAGAUGCACCUGCACUGGGGCGGCUGGGACCUGGAGGCCAGUGGGGCGGAGCACACUGUAGACGGCAUUCGUUACAUGGCAGAGCUCCAUGUUGUCCAUUACAAUUCUGACAAGUACAAGAGCUUUACUGAAGCCAGAGAUAAGCCAGAUGGUCUGGCAGUACUCGCCUUUUUCUAUGAUGACGGGCAUUUUGAGAACACAUACUACAGUGAUUUCAUCUCCAACCUGGCCAAAAUCAAAUAUGCAGGUCAGAGCAUGAACAUAUCGAGCAUUGAUGUGCGCUCUAUGCUCCCUGAGAACCUCAACCACUUUUUCAGAUACCAAGGCUCCCUCACCACACCACCCUGCUACGAGAGCAUCCUCUGGACUGUGUUUGAUACUCCCAUCACUCUCUCACAUAACCAGAUUAGGAAACUGGAGAGUACUCUGAUGGACAGGGACAACAAGACCCUGUGGAAUGAUUACCGUAUUGCUCAGCCUCUCAACAGCCGAGUGGUAGAGUCAUCUUUCCUGCCACGCUUAGGGAAAGGAACAUUUUGUCGGCAAGAUGAGAUUGAAUCCAAGCUCCAGAAGAUCGAGGGUCUAAUAACGUAUCUUGGAAAGCAUAUCACUUCAGGUGGAUUUCGCAACUCAGGGGCUCAUAGACAUGAGCCUCAUGGUCUGUUUCCUUUGGUGCUCGUCUUCCCGGAGAAGAAUUCUGGAAGUUAUGCUUUGGCCCGCCUCAGCCAUCCCAUGGAGUUGGACUCUUUCACAGUCUGCAUGCAUGUCUUGCCUCAGCUCGAGGGGAUCCAUACCGUCAUCUCCUACGCCAGUAACGGCAACGACAAUGAGAUGAUGAUCUCCAUCAGCGAAGACAGAGAUGCGAGAGAGGUGGGCCUCUGGAUUGGCAACGAGUUUGUCAACCUGCCGUACAACUUCAAGUCGCAUGACUGGGCCAACUUCUGCAUCACCUGGAGGUCCCACACUGGAGGCGCAGAGCUGUGGAUCAAUGGCAUGGUUGGGGAGCAGCGGUACCUGAAAAGUGGUUACACAAUUAGCCCAGGCGGUGUGUUCAUCCUGGGCAAAGACCAGGAUGGAUUACUGGGCAUCUCCAACGCAGACGCCUUUGUGGGUAAGAUGACUGAUGUCAACAUUUGGGACUAUGUGCUGACCACAGCAGAUAUCCGGGACCAGAUGUCAUGUCAGACAAACAGCACCGUGGUGGGAAAUGUGUUCAGCUGGGGAACUACCCCACUCAGUCUUUAUGGAGGGAUGCAGCUGGACAGUCAGUACAGAUGCUCUUGAAGAGGCUCAGCAGCUUCUGUUCACAUGUGCUUUAAAAUGCUGCUUUAAACCAAAAUAUCUGUUGUGAUGGUGGGUGGUUAAAAUGUGUCUGACACGUGGAAUUAAGGAGAAAAUGUCUUUCAGGCUCCUGAAAUUCAAUUUUGAAUGCAAACUGUAUCUUAUAUCUUCAGCCCUGAAUUGUUUUCAUACCUUUGCAUCAUCAAUAAAGGCUUAUAAGUGA
Molecule: messenger RNA, 2009 nt
Organism: Etheostoma cragini (Arkansas darter)
Lineage: Eukaryota; Metazoa; Chordata; Actinopteri; Perciformes; Percidae
Gene: ca6
Product: carbonic anhydrase VI
Exons: 10
Coding region: 170-1789 (539 amino acids)
Molecular function (GO): zinc ion binding; carbonate dehydratase activity
Source: RefSeq, a predicted model, not a curated record